This is a messenger RNA of Diospyros lotus (date-plum), 1822 nucleotides long. Its product is annotated as protein FAR1-RELATED SEQUENCE 5-like. The transcript is spliced from 3 exons. Bases 792 to 1556 code for a protein of 254 amino acids. The record is from RefSeq and is a predicted model, not a curated record. NCBI's taxonomy places the organism in Eukaryota, Viridiplantae, Streptophyta, Magnoliopsida, Ericales, Ebenaceae.
CCCUUCCCUUCCCUUUGUAAGCAUAAAAAGGAGAAAAGUCUUUUUUCUCGAAAGAAACGAACCAGCAAAUGGUGACAGCAAUUGCUUCCCGGCUGGCUUAUAUUCUAAACAUCAUUGAAAUGCUAGGCUCCACGGUGAAGUUCUUCACUGUCAACCAUGAGAUGUCAAGUCCAGAUAACAACUGAUUGGAGAUUUUCGCGGGUCUAGAUAUUCACCUCACUUCUUGCAGCAUAAUGCCCCAUAUACAUACAUGCUUAUUUUGCUAUCAGAAGUUAUGCAGAUCUGUGCCUUGCGUUUACGUGUCAUCCAGUGGGUAUUCGCUUAUUUAGCAUUCUAUUAGAACAGUGAUUUAACGAACAGCUAUUAGUCCAUGCUGGGAAAAAAAUUGCCUUUUCUCAACUACCUUACCGAUUGAGUGUUCAUUUUCAUACAUACUGUUCAAGUUUGCCUCCAUUCUGAGACAGUAGACAUGUUGAACCAACCAUUUUCCCAUGCGUCAAGGGAGUCUGGCAUCUCUGGCUAAGGAUAAGAUGCCAUGACGUUAUACCUUGCAGGUUUUAGUUGCCUUUAGACCAGUUUUACACCUCCAUUCCAAUUGUAUUUUUUUCUUUUGUUUCUCUCUACCGUUUCAUUCUUUACCCUCCCACUCUUGUAGUUCUUGGUGCUAUUGAUGUGUUGGAAAGUUCUGGUAACUGAAUCACAUUACGCUGUACCCAUCUAUAAUGGGGAAACUCCAUCUAGGGGAGCCAAGACUAAGCUCUGGGAAGAUGGAUAAAUGGUAUCAAUAAAUUAUGGUCUUCAUGGAGGGCGCAUUUAGCCGGGCAUCUGACUCAGAUGAAGCUGAAAGGUGCUCACCGGUUGAAAGCUACAACCCAAAUGAUCUCACUGAUGAUGAACUGUCCAGGAGUAUGGAUCUGUGUAUUGGUGAAGAUGACAAGACAAUGGAACAAUCAGGUGGGAAUUUAACUCCACCUGAUGUCAUAGAACCAAAUGUCGGCAUGGAAUUUGAUUCAAGAGAUGAGGCUCGAGAAUUUUAUGUCACUUAUGGUAGGUGUACGGGCUUCACGGUGCGCAUUCAUCAUAAUCGGCGUUCUCGGAUCAAUAAUAUGGUAAUUGGUCAGGAUUUUGUAUGUUCAAAAGAAGGUUUCCGGGAAAAGAAAUAUGUACACAGGAAAGAUAGAGUUCUUCCUCCACCGCCAAUCACCCGUGAAGGUUGUCCUGCAAUGCUCAGGGUUGCUCUGAGGGAUGGAGUGAAAUGGGUUGUUACUAAAUUCAUAAAAGAUCACAAUCACAGUUUGAUGUCUCCCAGUAAAGUACCAUGGCGAGGAUCUGGAAAACAUUUGAUCAGUGAGGAUGAGAAGGAUCGUAGAAUUCGUGAGCUGACCCUUGAACUAUACAACGAGAGACAGAGAUGUAAACGCCAGUGUGCAGCUUACCAGGAACAGCUCAAUAUGUUGUUGAAAUAUGUUGAAGAACACACUGAGCACAUGUCCAGAAGUGUGGAAAAUAUAGUCCAGCGUGUAAGAGAACUUGAAAAUGAAAAUGACUCAGAUUAGCUUUAUAGAUACAAUCUGUAAAAAAGUUUCUUCUUACUUUUUUUUCUUUUUUUUUCUUUUGGCCUUUGGCUCUUCGAAUGUAAAAGCCUUACUAACGACUGACUCAAUUAGUAAUUGGGGCAGAUUUCCUCUGAGCUGUUAGAUAGAUGUACCUUGAACUGUUACACUUGCGAUGGAUCCACACCAGUCUUGUAAUAUUCCAUUCGAGCGAUAGAAAGGAUCGGAAUAAUUUAUCCUGAUGGGUUUACGCAAAUUUUUUAAGGGGG